UACAAGCUUGUACUGAGAGGAGGAGACGAUUACAAGGAGGGUUAUUCUUGGGAAGAAGUGACUGACUUGGAUGGCCACGCUGUGUUUUUGGGGUCUCACCAGUCGUUCUGCCUUGCUGCGGAUCCACUCAACAAUGGGGUUAGAGGAAACCGCAUCUACUUCGUGUUCGAUUCCUUGGGUUGCAGGUACUAUUGCUCCGACAAAUAUGGCAAUGACUGUGGCAUGUUCGAUCUUGUGAACAAAAGGGUUGAGAGGUUUUGUCAUCGUGAUCCUAAUGACAAGAUGAUUGUGGAGAGGAAGGCACGUACCUUUUGGUUCCUCCCGAUGCCAUGGGAUAUCCAGAAGCACAGAAAGGAUCAAGAAAGGAUGUUGGAGCAGGCAAAACCUAAGCCGGCCGUGGACGUCGCCAAGGUAACGAAGAGGAAGACCAAUAAUAACAAAAAACAUCAUCAGCAAAAGGAUGGUAAUAAGAUCACUCGUCUAGCGAACAGAUUCCAGGCUUUAUUAACCGCAGACGACGAAGAUCAUGAAGAUGAAGAAGACAAAGAAUAAUGAUCAGCGUGACCAUGAGCACUACUUUUGCCUACCCUCACUACUCCAGCUAUCAUCAUCUUGCCUAAUCUGCAGCAGAGCCGCUUGUGGCAAAGUAUUGUUCCUGCCAAGAAGAGCUGGGUUGCCACAGUGGCAAAUCCGUAGUGGAAGGUUUCGUAUCAGGACCAACAUUCAAUUACAAAUACUUCUCUGAAGAUAUUAUUGAGCUUUCUUUUUGUUAGUAGCUAGCUAGCAAAAAACUCAUUUAAAUAAUAGUUGCAGGUAGCCAACAUAAUCAUUCUCCAAUAUAAAGGAGGGGUUCUUGCGCUACAAGACUGACUCCAAUUCGGUCUGUAUUUAUGGCGAUAAUCGCUAUCUGAUUCCCCAUCUGUGGCAAUGAGAUGCCGAUUCCCUGGGUUUUUUGUGACUGGGCUACCACCCCUUUUUUAGGAGUUAGGGU
Messenger RNA from Linum tenue, 991 nucleotides. The record is from the annotation of a GenBank genome assembly. Lineage: Eukaryota; Viridiplantae; Streptophyta; Magnoliopsida; Malpighiales; Linaceae.